Molecule: messenger RNA, 3288 nt
Organism: Hypanus sabinus (Atlantic stingray)
Lineage: Eukaryota; Metazoa; Chordata; Chondrichthyes; Myliobatiformes; Dasyatidae
Gene: mfsd8
Product: major facilitator superfamily domain containing 8
Exons: 13
Coding region: 219-1727 (502 amino acids)
Biological process (GO): transmembrane transport
Cellular component (GO): lysosomal membrane
Molecular function (GO): transmembrane transporter activity
Source: RefSeq, a predicted model, not a curated record
CCCUGGCCGUCACUUCCGACAAUGAAUCUACAGAAAGACUUGGUCUGAUUAAAGUCAGGCGAUAGUUCUUAAAAUGGAGGCGCAGCCCGAGGUGGGUGAAAGAAGCCCGUUGUUGAAUGCGGAUCGUGGAAGUUUGCAGAUGACCCCAAGAUUUGGAGUGCAUUGGACAGUGAGGAGGAUUAUCAGAACUUGCAGUGUGAUCUGGACCAGCUGGAAAAAUGGGUGAAGGCAUUCCAAUUGAGUUGCUGCAGGAAAAUCGAAGUCGCUGGAGGUCAAUCCGGGUCAUGUAUCUUACUAUGUUUUUCAGCAGUAUAGGUUUCUCAAUUGUCGUCUCUUCAAUUUGGCCAUUUCUACAAAAGGUGGAUAAGACUGCAAAUGCAACUUUUCUUGGAUGGGUUAUUGCAGUUUACAGCUUGGGGCAGAUGAUUGCAUCUAUACUGUUCGGUGCAUGGUCCAACUACAGGCCAAGAAGGGAACCUCUUGUUAUCUCAAUUUUGAUUAAUGUAGCAGCAAACAUACUGUAUGGCUAUGCACAUGCCCCACCAUCUCAUAAUAAGUACUAUAUGCUGUUUGCACGAGCGUUUGUUGGAUUUGGAGCAGGAAAUGUGGCUGUGGUACGAUCAUAUGUUGCUGGUGCAACAUCACUUCAAGAAAGGAACAGUGCAAUGGCUAAUAUAAGUGCUUGUCAAGCUCUGGGAUUUAUACUAGGACCAGCUUUGCAGACUGCCAUGAUAAGCAUUGGGCAGACGGGGGUCUCUUGGAAGGUGAUUGACCUUGAGUUGAACAUGUACACUGCACCAGCUUUUCUGGGAGCUUUCCUAGGAAUUGUAAACAUCAUUUUUAUUAUUGCAGUAUUCAGGGAACACCAUGUUGAUGAGUUGAGUGGAGCAAAAUGUAUAAAUGGCAACAUCCAAGGAACUUCGGAGAUGCGUGAAAAUUCUGAUGGGGAUAUUGAUCUGGUCGCAGUUGUAACGUGCAACAUCCUGUUUUUCAUCAUUUUCUUUGCAUUUGCCAUUUUUGAAACCAUAGCCACCCCAUUAACCAUGGACAUGUAUGCAUGGACUGGUAAGCAGGCUGUCCUCUACAAUGGGCUUCUGCUGGUGGGUGUUGGUGUAGAGUCCAUUGUUGUUUUUAUGACAACAAAAAUUCUUUCAAAAAGACUUGAGGAUCGUCUAUUGCUGCUUAAAGGAUUUGUUAUCAUUUUUGUUGGCUUCUUUAUUUUGUUACCAUGGGGAAAUCAGUAUCCACAAAUUCAGUGGACAGAGAUUAAGAAUGGCUCCAACUACAGUUCUGCUGACAUAUAUGGUGAACCUUCCAUAGUUGCAUGGAAUUUCUUAUCACGGUCUUCAGACAGUGUCGAUGCAGUAGGAUGCCCUGUGCAGCAAGAAUGGUGUCAACAUAUACCUAUUAUCCAUCUAGCUCAAUACAUCGUAUCUGUUAUUCUAAUCGGAGUUGGAUACCCUGUCUGUAAUGUUAUAUCCUACACCUUGUAUUCUAAAGUUUUAGGACCAAAGCCCCAGGGUACAUAUAUGGGCUGGCUAACAGCCUCUGGAAGUGGAGCACGCACACUUGGACCAGCUUUUGUUGGGCAGGUUUAUCCUCGUUAUGGACCCCGGUGGACAUUUGGCCCCCUAUGUGGGAUGGUGAUGGCAGCUACAAUACUUGUUGUACUAAUGUAUAAAAGACUCGUAGGGUUUUCAGUCCGGUCUCUGACCCUACAACGAUGAUUAACUUUAAGGAAUGCAAAACAAAAUUAUGGAUUUUACCUGAGUACAAAAUUAAAUUGCACUUUAUAAUUUUUUUAUCUACUGAAGCUAAUAGUUAUGGGGUUUAACUAUAACUACUCUUUCUAAACAUAAUUUACUUGACUUUGUUCUAAAUCAACACUAUUCACAUUCUGCUGUAUAUAAUUCUAAUGUUAAUAUGAUAUAUAUUUUUAAAACCUAAUUUUGAGAUAACAAAUAUAGGAAUAUUUUGAGCUUUAUUUUUGUGUGGGGUGUUACGAACCCCAUAACUGGGUCACUUACCAGCAAAGAUGGAGACGUCCGUUGAAGUCUGAUGAUACUAUUUUUAACAGUAUUUAUUAGUAAAAAUACACAAAAAUAGUAUCAAUGCAAAUAUACAGAUAAUAUAUGUCGUCAGUACUAAAUCUAAAAGUGCGGGUAUAAUAAUAAUAAUAAGAAAUAAGCUUUAUCGUUGUCUAGGGGAUAAUGUAUUGUCCGAUAGAAAUAUAAAGUUCACUCAGUUCAUGCAGCAGGCUGCAGCCGCUGGGGACCGCUGUGUUGCAAUGGUUGGCGAGAGAGAGAGAGAGAGAGAUUUGGAGAAAAACUUGCCAGCUUUCCUUUUAUGAUUUCGAUCCGUCAGGAGUCUCGUUGUUGUGGCCUUUCACUUGUGGCCUCUCCUUUAGCUAAACUGUUCUUCCGUGGUGAGCCCGCCACCCAGGCAAGGGAGGACGCACACGAGCCCCCACUGGCUUUUGCUAUAAAAUGCUGUCGCUGGAUCGCCAGCGUUUCUCCUGGUGCGUCUAAAGGGGUUGUUCCCCAGACCCUUUUAUCCUUACUUACUGGGUCUCAGCUGUCAAUCAGGUUGGGAUGAUGCAAUCCCCCAACCAGACCACUCUGGUUGUCCCUUGAGGGUUUUCAAUGAAGAGUACAGUACUCAGUAUACAAUUCCGUUUCCAAGAGACAAUAGCCGUUAUCAGUGGUUCCGUUUCGCUGAGGUCAGGACACAUUCCAAACCUUGUGUAUUCUGGUUGUCUCUUUCUCAUUUCCUGGGUCUCAGACCUGAAUUAAUAGCGAUCUUGCGAUUCUCAAAAAGGAGGGGGCGACUUUGUACCCUUUGGCCCCUCAGAGUUGCUUCACAUUCAUAACAGGGGAAAAGAAAGUUAUCCUUUCAGUCUAUGGGUGAUUUAUUAAGUCAAUGUGAAAGAGGUAUGCUUGGUGCAUGGUUGCUAUAUGUACAGUAUAUCCAAUGCUGAAAGGGUUUGGUUUUGCUGUAAAAUUUAGACACUCACCCUCACAUAAAAGUUAAUCAAAUAUGCAUUUAAGCCCAGCUCUGCUCAACUUAGUUACAGCCAAACAGGUAGGUGCACGGUAGCAGUAAGUGAAAAAUUGAUUUUAAUGUAAGGAUUUUAUCCAAUCCUUUGUGUAUUGGAUAAUCAGAAAUUGAAUGUGUACAUAGCUCAGUUAUAUGGAGACGAGGUUGUUUCUUUUUCCUGCUGUUGUGAAUGCUGCUUAAAGCUCAAAAUGAAUUUAUUGUUUAGUUUAUAUUAAACAUGUCACAUUAUAC